AUGGAACAACUUUACACAGUAGUCUGCCACGGCCAACCAGACUACACGCAAUGCAUCCCCCUCGUGAAAGCAGCAACAUUCGCCCCCUCCUAUUUACUGCUUUUAACAACCCUCUGCGCCCUCCUAAACCACUACACCUUCAGCCCGCGCCACCUCAGCAAAAUAUACGGCGCAAAAUACGUCUCCCUAACACGCAAAGAACAGCGACGCGUGGGCUCACUGCACGUGGGGCUGGUCAUGAAAACCUUCGCCUUCAUCUUCAUGGGGACCCCCGCAUAUCUGCAUACAGUCGGCGGUUACACAUGGAGUGAUCCGGCCUGGAUUCCGGGCCCGACGCUCGGGGAUAUGUGCACUGUUUCGGUGAUGGCGUUCGGCGCCCUGGGUAUUUUUGAUCUCAUCUACGAUGAGCAUCUGGGUUUGGUUUACCUCGUGCAUCAUAUGGCUAUGCUGGCAUGUAUCCCGGGCUUUUUUGCGGCGCUCAUGACUCUCCCUUUGCCACUCUCGCCGGCGAGUCUUGUUCGGCUGGGGGUUUAUUGUCAAGUUUCUUUGACUUGGGUUCUAUUCUCGAGUCUCGGAAGCAGCAUCGCCCAUCUGACAUAUCUUCUCCACCAGUUUCGACCCAAGGGACCCAAGGGAUUCCGACAAAUACACAAGGCUUUCCUCGCCGGCUUUGUAGCAUUUACCAUCCUGCUUAGUUUUGAAGCGGGCGCAAUGGCCUAUUCAAUUUUGAGGUUUUGGAAUCAACUUCCUACAGCGACGCCAUUGUUGCUCUGUCUUCUUCAGGUCUUGUUCACAGCGACGAAAUUGAAGACUGCGCGAAACAUCUGGACUGUUUACCGACGCCAGGUGCAUGCAUUGCGAGCGCAAGUGCAGCGAGAAUUAACACCACCUCCUACUAUUGGCUCUGAGGACGAGAAGAUCUGUGCUUCUUUUAUCAUGGCAGAGAAACAGGGCUUUUUGGGGCUGGAGCUUUGA
Molecule: messenger RNA, 975 nt
Organism: Penicillium argentinense
Lineage: Eukaryota; Fungi; Ascomycota; Eurotiomycetes; Eurotiales; Aspergillaceae
Exons: 2
Coding region: 1-975 (324 amino acids)
Source: RefSeq, a predicted model, not a curated record